AUGCGAUGCGCGAGCAAGGCCGCCGAGAGCGCGUCCGCACGUCUCUGUGCGGACGCCGAAGCAGAAACCACAGCAACUGAUGUCUCAUCGGUUGCUGAAGCGACCCAGCCUGUGUCACUUGGUGAUGCAGGCGCUGGUCAUGAAGACACUCAUGUCUUCACAGAGUAUGAGCUCGGUGUCUCGUACUCUCCUCAUACGGAAGACGGAUCCGUAUCGACGGCGAUCGAACCCAAGCCGCCUGCCAAGCGUGGCAUGGACGGUGCUUUGCGUCGCAGCAUCUUUGGUUCAUCUGAUGAAUCAGAUGAACCAUCGCCGAAGCGAAGGCGCUCGAGGUCGCGAGACUCGGGCGCUAACAGUGGUGUCGGUUCUCCUAUGGACACCACUUCGCAACGAGGUGCCAGUACUUCUGUCGGCACGUCGCAGGAAGAGCGGGAUCGCAAUGUCUUGCGUCUCGCUCCCGAGAAGAAGGCAUGGAUGCCUCCAAAUUAUGUCAUGGAUCACUUGUCGGCGACGACGAGUGAUCGUUAUCGAACACGGUUGUUCGAUUCGUCAAGGAUCCAUCACCUUGACCCCAGCGCGAAAAACUAUCGCGCUGAAAACGAAUUCUUCAUCGAUGCUUUCUUUAGACAUCGAUGGUACAGUGGGAAUCACAAGCGUGAUGGUCCCUCACUUCUUCAAGCGUGGAACGCCUACAUCCAUAACCUUGAGGAUGUAGGUCGUGACGCUUGGAACGACAAACUUAUCAAAGCUCGUGAUAAGUUUGAAAAGCGAACCCCGACAGGUGCACGCUACAAGCUGCAUCGUCUGUCAAGGGAGAAAGGAUUACCCUGCCUCUCUUGGGGAGACUCGUGCCCGUGUUGUGUGAACAACUCUGCACGAGCACCUAAGGAGGCUUACCUCCUUACUAGCCCGUGGUGGCGCGUACGUAUCUCUACUGAGAUGUACGAAGGGAUUGACAACUUGAAAUCCCUUUACGACCGUGCCGGGAAGACUUUCUCCGGCGGUCCUUCUGCAGCACAGAAUGUGCCGCGUCGUACUGCUUAG
This is a messenger RNA of Peronospora matthiolae, 1044 nucleotides long. The record is from the annotation of a GenBank genome assembly. NCBI's taxonomy places the organism in Eukaryota, Oomycota, Peronosporomycetes, Peronosporales, Peronosporaceae.